AUGACUAACAACAACUCCUCGAGUGUUGAUCACUUCGCCCGUUUUGCGGAGAUGCUGGAAACACGGUCAUCUGCUGUUUUAGUGGUAGAAGUUGCUUUCUUCAUGGCGAUUACCUUGGCGGCAUUGUUUGGAAAUCUUCUUCUCUGCGGUGUAUUGUUCAAGAACUUCAACUUUCGAAGCAUAACAAACGUAUUGAUAUUAGCUCUGUCCUUGGCCGAUAUUCUUAUGGGAAUUGUUUGUAUGCCACUUACUUGUGGGGCUCUUAUUUAUGGUAGAUGGCCAUAUAGCGACACUGCCUGUACUAUUCAGUGUUUUUCAAUCUACUUCCUAGCUUUUGUGUCGCUUCAAACCAUCGUUUUAACCUCCCUAAACAGAUUUUUCAGAAUCGUAAAACCUGCCAAGUAUAAGCAUUUGUUUACAACGAAAAAAACCGUUGCGGUGUUAGUUGCAGUGUGGAUUUUUACGGCCCUUAUUUUAGUCGUUCCUUUGACGCUAGGGGCUAUGGACGCUGCGUUCAACCCUGCCAAAGCCGCUUGUGUGAUAUUCAAGAAAGGCGCAGCGAUGGAACACAGAAGUUAUCCAGCUAUUUUAAGAGGAUUAUUGCUACUAAUAUUCGCCGUUACUCCCACCGCAGUCAUGGUCAUUUGUUAUUUCAAAAUUUUCCAAGCGGUCGGGGACCACUUCACGCGCGUCGCGCCAAAUUUGGCUCAGAACACAAGACGCAAGUCAAAAGUAAAUUCUCAUGAAAUGCGAAUUACAAGAACUCUUUUUGCUGUGGUUGUCAUGUUCGUGUUGAGCUGGUUGCCUGUUUUUGUGAUCGAGUUCAUCCAGGCUUUUGCCAUUGAUUGGUGGAAUAUACCCCGUGAGGUUCAACUACUCUGGACCUUUUUUGGUAGUUUUAGCAGUGCGGUUAAUCCGCUGGUAUAUGGCUUUACAAAUUCAUCUUAUCGCCGAGAAUAUAAAAGAUUGUUAACAUUCAAAUGGAAAGGAAGGAACACCGAUAACUCGGACAUCAACGAGCAAAGUCGGUCUCCCUCGGUUGCGAUGGCAACUUUAAACCUUGCCACUUUGAAUGAAAAUGAACAUCUGCAGGCGCUAACGAAUCACUAA
Molecule: messenger RNA, 1110 nt
Organism: Porites evermanni
Lineage: Eukaryota; Metazoa; Cnidaria; Anthozoa; Scleractinia; Poritidae
Source: the annotation of a GenBank genome assembly